Molecule: messenger RNA, 698 nt
Organism: Mytilus californianus (California mussel)
Lineage: Eukaryota; Metazoa; Mollusca; Bivalvia; Mytilida; Mytilidae
Exons: 2
Coding region: 135-599 (154 amino acids)
Biological process (GO): double-strand break repair via homologous recombination
Cellular component (GO): nucleus; chromosome; cytoplasm
Molecular function (GO): ATP binding; 3'-5' DNA helicase activity; nucleic acid binding
Source: RefSeq, a predicted model, not a curated record
GGGCUUGAAGGCAUACAGUGCAAAUAUCUCGUCAGUCGUUCCCUGUAAGAGGGAACCAAUCAGUGAACUCAACCUUUCGAUUUUGCGCGCUUACAACUUCCUGUAACUUUUAAUGCGGGUAUUUCAAAACAAACAUGGAUGCUGACCAAUCACUUCAAAUAAUACAAGAUAGAUACGACUUUAUAUUCAAAGAAAAACAACUAGAUUCUGUCAAAUCCAUCCUGAAAAACAAGGAUUGUUUCAUUGUAUUGCCAACUGGAUAUGGAAAAUCCCGCAUUUACUUCCAUUUACCAGAGCUAUUUGAGAUGACAACAACGAAGAAAUCGUCAAUUCUGGUUAUAUCACCGUUACAAGCCCUCAUGUUAGAUCAGAUGAAAAAGCUUCAAGACAUGGGUAUAACAGCCACAGUUGUAGGAGAAUGUCAAAAAGAUAAAGGUGUGGCUGAUAGAAUAUCUGCAGGAGAUUACUCUAUAGUUUUUUCAUCCCCUGAGGCUGCACUCCUGCCAGGUUUAUGGAGAAGAAGUCUUACAAGUGGAAAUUUCAACACUGCUGUAAAAGCUGUAAUCAUAGAUGAGGCCCACUGUAUAACUGAAUGGUGAGGACAGUUUCUAGUUGCAUGUAUACACAGUGACACCAGAAUUUAAUAUUUUCAGAAUUAUUUUCCUCUAUUGUUUUUGUCAUUUAAUUUAAAUUGGGGC